This is a messenger RNA of Striga hermonthica, 1425 nucleotides long. The record is from the annotation of a GenBank genome assembly. Lineage: Eukaryota; Viridiplantae; Streptophyta; Magnoliopsida; Lamiales; Orobanchaceae.
AUGGAGAGCAAUGAAGGUUGGGACGUGAAGAAAAGUGUUGAAGACCGACGACCAGCGAGUGCCGGUUUUGAGAUAUCCAACAAUAAUCCCCAUGAGCUUAUUAUCGAAAGAACAGGGACAAUAUGGACUGCAAUUGCGCAUGUGAUAACAGGUGUGAUUGGGGCAGGCGUAUUGUCACUAGCAUGGAGCGUAGCCCAAUUGGGGUGGGUUGCAGGCCCAAUAAUAAUAGUAAUCUUUGCGGCUAUCACGCAAGUUUCUACUCUGCUUGUCUGCGACUGCUAUAGGUCUCCGGACCCUGAAAAUGGCCCGACCCGGAACCGGUCCUUUAUGGAGGCUGUCAAAUUCUACUUGGGUAAAACGAAGCAAAGGAUCUGUGCAAUAUUUGUAUUGCAGAGCUUCUAUGGAUGUGGGAUUGCAUAUACCAUUGUUACGGCUUCGAGUGUUAAGGCCAUUCUAAGGUCAAAUUGUUACCAUGAUGAAGGGAAGGACGCCGAAUGUGAUUAUGGGAACAACAUAUUUAUGCUGAUAUUCGGAUUGACUCAGAUUGUUGUGUCCCAAAUACCAAACUUCCACAACAUGGCGUGGCUUUCUGUUAUUGCUGCAAUUAUGUCCUUUUCCUAUGCGUUCAUUGGAUUCGGGCUCGGCUUUGCUACAGUCGUUGAAAACAGGCAGAUCAUGGGAAGCAUUAGAGGAGUCUAUGCUCCUACAUCUUCUCAGAAAAUGUGGCUUGUUUUUCAAGCACUUGCAGACAUUGCUUUUUCAUACCCAUACACACAAAUUGUCUUGGAAAUUCAGGAUACUCUGCGGUCACCCCCACCUCAAAACCGGACCAUGAAGAAGGCAACAAUUGCUUCGAUACUCAUCACCACUUUCUUCUACCUCUGCUGCGCAUGCUUCGGGUAUGCGGCUUUUGGCGACAGAACGCCCGGGAAUCUCCUCACGGGAUUCGGGUUUUACGAGCCUUAUUGGCUCGUCGAUUUCGCUAAUGCUUGCAUUAUUCUUCAUCUUGUUGGAGGAUAUCAGGUUUAUUCUCAGCCAGUAUUCGCAUAUGCCGAAAGAUGGAUAUCCGGGAAGUACCCCCAAAACAAGUUUAUCAACAAAUUCUACACUUGCCGGCUUCCAAUGCUCCCAUCAUUUAAGCUGAAUAUGCUGAGUUUGUGUUUUCGAACGGUUUAUGUAAUGUCGACAACAGGGCUGGCCAUGCUGUUUCCAUAUUUCAACCAAGUGUUGGGAGUUUUGGGGGCGCUCAACUUUUGGCCUGUCGCUAUAUACUUUCCGGUGGAAAUGUAUUUCGUGCAAUCCAAAACCCGAGCCUGGACAAGAAAAUGGGUUGGUCUUCAGGUGUUCAGUAUGUUCUGUUUGCUUCUUUCGAUUGUGGGGCUAAUUGGGUCUAUUGAGGGGAUAAUGAGGGCUAAAUUGGGGUGA